This is a messenger RNA of Phacochoerus africanus (Common warthog), 2966 nucleotides long. RefSeq names its product TATA-box binding protein associated factor 6 like (gene TAF6L). The coding region runs from base 1041 to 2921 and encodes 626 amino acids. The record is from RefSeq and is a predicted model, not a curated record. Lineage: Eukaryota; Metazoa; Chordata; Mammalia; Artiodactyla; Suidae. Gene Ontology annotation, biological process: RNA polymerase II preinitiation complex assembly; transcription initiation at RNA polymerase II promoter. Gene Ontology annotation, molecular function: protein heterodimerization activity; RNA polymerase II general transcription initiation factor activity; transcription coactivator activity. The transcript has 12 exons. Gene Ontology annotation, cellular component: transcription factor TFIID complex; SLIK (SAGA-like) complex; SAGA complex.
CAUGCUCCCCUGCAGAAAGCUCUCUAUGAUUAAUAGCCCAUUGUAAAGUCCCACCCUAAUGAACAAAGGCAUUAAUCCACUGCCUCUCGAUAUGUCAGCGAAAGUUCAACUACCUAGUGUAAACCUACAUUAUCUCCUUUCGUCUGUAACAGCCCUAUGUAGUGGGUAUUAUUACUCCAUUUCGUAGAUGGGGGGAAAUGUAAUUAGGUACUUUGCUCAAAAGCAGACUCAGAGAAUGAGCCCCUGUCGGUGUGACUCCAAAUACCAUUCUUUACUAAGCCCACUGCUUUUCAAUUGGGAAUUGACAAAGUUCGGGAAAGUGUGCGUGUAAAAUGGUCAAGAAGUCUGCGAGGUAGGUAAGGGUUUGCAUUUGGCUUAUUGAACUUAAACGAGGAUACCAGAUAUGGUGUCCGAAAGGGCAGAGCCCUGGAGGCUGGAUCCUGCACCAGGUGUUUGCCCCAAUCAGAAGACCCUUCUGCCUGCAAAGAAUAUCUACCAAGAGCCCCAUCCAUCCUUCGGGAAGGGGAAGUAGCAAGUUUUGUUUGACAGGUAAGUUGAGCCCCACCAAGCCGGAAGGAAAACUAAGGCAGGCGCCAGGGUCUAAAGCCUCAAAGCAUUCGCAUAAAUACAAAUGCUCGGAAACUCAGGCGCAGACAAGGGAAUGGGGACGUUUUCCUUGAGAACACGCUUGGUAAAACGCACACCCCUCGAAACUCCCAUUAGCUGUUGCUUUAAGAAGCGCUAUGCUUCGGUGUCACGUGACCCCUGGCGCCCAGAGUCUUUACCACAGCCAUCACAGCGGCCAAUCGCGUGGCGGGAAGCCUCUCGGAGGGCGGGAACUUCUCGAGGCGCUCAUGGAUUGGCUGUGUUCGGGGAGGGCGGGGCCUGGGUUCCGAGCGAGGGAAUUAGUGAGACCAGGGUGAGUCGGGGCCGCAGCCACCGCCAGUGUCGUCUCGAUAUCCGCUUUCGCCCGUGCCGAAGCCCUCAGCAAGUGUUUAUUGAGGGCGUGUUAUGUGCUGACACCGUGCCUGACGCUGGGGAUGCAAAGCUCCAUCGGGGCCAUGUCGGAGCGAGAAGAGCGGCGGUUUGUGGAGAUCCCUCGGGAGUCCGUCCGGCUCAUGGCGGAGAGCACAGGCCUGGAGUUGAGCGACGAGGUGGCGGCCCUGCUGGCAGAGGACGUGUGCUACCGUCUCAGGGAGGCCACCCAGAAUAGCUCUCAAUUCAUGAAACACACCAAGCGGCGGAAGCUGACCGUCGAGGAUUUCAACAGGGCCCUCAGGUGGAGCAGUGUGGAGGCUGUGUGUGGCUACGGAUCCCAGGAGGCCCUGCCCCUGCGCCCCGCCAGGGAGGGCGAGCUCUACUUCCCUGAGGACCGAGAGGUGAACCUGGUGGAUCUGGCCUUGGCCACCAACAUCCCCAAAGGCUGUGCCGAGACGGCUGUGAGAGUUCAUGUCUCCUACCUGGAUGGCAAAGGGAACCUGGCCCCUCAAGGAUCAGUGCCCAGUGCUGUGUCCUCGCUGACCGAUGACCUUCUCAAGUACUAUCAGCAAGUGACUCGGGCUGUGCUGGGGGAUGAUCCACAGCUGAUGAAGAUUGCUCUACAGGACCUUCAGACUAACUCCAAGAUUGCGGCCCUCCUGCCUUACUUUGUUUAUGUGGUCAGCGGGGUGAAGUCUGUGAGCCAUGACCUGGAGCAGCUGCACCGGCUCUUGCAAGUGGCACGGAGCCUGGUUCGGAACCCACACCUCUGCCUGGGGCCCUAUGUUCGCUCCCUGGUGGGCAGUGUCCUCUACUGUGUCCUGGAGCCCCUGGCCGCCUCCAUCAACCCCCUGAAUGACCACUGGACUCUGCGUGAUGGUGCUGCUCUCCUGCUCAGCCACAUCUUCUGGACUCAUGGGGACCUUGUAAGUGGGCUCUAUCAGCAGAUCCUACUCUCCCUGCAGAAAGUCUUGGCGGACCCUGUGAGGCCUCUCUGCUCUCACUACGGGGCUGUGGUGGGGCUGCAUGCCCUCGGCUGGAAGGCUGUAGAGCGAGUCCUGUACCCUCACCUUUCCACUUACUGGACAAAUCUGCAGGCUGUGCUAGAUGAUUAUUCGGUAUCUAAUGCCCAGGUUAAAGCAGAUGGGCACAAAGUCUAUGGAGCCAUUCUGGUGGCAGUGGAGCGACUGCUGAAGAUGAAGGCCCAGGCAGCAGAGCCUAACAAGGGUGGGCCAGGCACCAGGGGGUGCCGGCGCUCAGACGACCUGCCCUGGGACAGCCUUCUCCUGCAGGAGUCUCCUUCCGGGGGCAGCGCAGAGCCAGGCUUUGGGUCUGGUCUCCCACUGCCUCCUGGAGGCGCAGGGCCGGAGGAUCCUUCCCCUUCGGUGACCUUGGCGGACAUCUACCGGGAGCUCUAUGCCUUCUUCGGUGACAGCUUGGCCACCCGCUUUGGCACGGGUCAGGCCGCGCCCACGGCCCCGCGGCCACCCGGAGACAAGAAGGAGCCGGCGGCAGCCCCGGACUCGGUGCGUAAGAUGCCGCAGCUGACGGCCAAUGCCAUGGUUAGCCCGCAGGGCGACGAGAGCCCCCGGGGUAGCGGCCCCGCAUCAGCCUCUGCCCCUGCCGCCUCUGAGAGCAGGCCGCUGCCGCGCGUGCACCGGGCGCGGGGAGCGCCCCGACAGCAGGGCCCGGGGACCGGCACCCGGGACGUCUUCCAGAAGAGCCGUUUCGCCCCGCGUGGCGCUCCUCACUUCCGUUUCAUCAUCGCUGGGCGGCAGGCCGGGAGGCGAUGCCGCGGGCGCCUCUUCCAGACCGCCUUCCCCGCGCCCUAUGGGCCCAGCCCGGCCUCCCGCUACGUGCAGAAGCUGCCCAUGAUCGGCCGCACCAGCCGCCCUGCCCGCCGGUGGGCGCUCUCGGACUACUCGUUGUACCUGCCCCUUUGAGGCGGCGCUCGACCUCCCCUCUGUGAAUAAAUCCCGCGCCCGGAA